Molecule: messenger RNA, 317 nt
Organism: Staurois parvus
Lineage: Eukaryota; Metazoa; Chordata; Amphibia; Anura; Ranidae
Source: the annotation of a GenBank genome assembly
AUGUAUGUGAAAUGGUUUGAUACAGUAAUGUUUUACUAUGUGAUUUUAGUGUAUUUAGUGAAUGUCACUUUUUGUCAUUUUCAAAUUCCCGCUGUUCUGUCCCCAUACGUCCCGACGCUCGCAGAGGACGGAACCCAGAUGACAGAUGUCGGCAUCCGCCGGAUUACGUUACCAGGGACACUGCAGGAGGGACAUCGCGGGAGCGCAGGACAAGGUAAGUGAAGAACAGAUCCCGGAGCAGCGCCGCAUGGUAAGCACGAGUGUAGGUCGGGGUUACCGCUUUUGCUACACUCGGGAAUACCGCCAGGGAGGAUACG